Molecule: messenger RNA, 1677 nt
Organism: Drosophila arizonae
Lineage: Eukaryota; Metazoa; Arthropoda; Insecta; Diptera; Drosophilidae
Source: RefSeq, a predicted model, not a curated record
UUUCGAAUCAUUCGUCAACAGACUCUCGUGCGAUUCGGUUCAGCUUCAGACACACUCUAAACUAUCUCUCUGUCUCGCUCGCUCUCGCACAACGGCAGGCUAAGGCUAAGCAGCAGCAGCUAAAGCAUUCCGCUCAGUCAGCAUCACUGACAGUCAGCGCUUUGUUAGUCGGAGAGGGCAACAACAACAACAGUUACACUCGCGUACGCAUAACGGUUACAAUUUUUGAAAAAUUUUCGUGUUGUGCUUGCGGAUUUCUCUGCGUCUGUGUGUGCGCGUGUGUGUGCGUCUUGAUUGUUGUUCUUCUUCUUCGUCUUCUUCUUUUUUUUUGCUGUGCCCAAGCCCAAGGUGUUUGCAUCUGCAUAACUCGGCGACGUCCAGCCGACUGAGCCAGACGAAAGUCGAAUGUUUUGAAAUUAUUUUCGAAAGCAAAACCAAAACGAAAAGAAAAAAGAAAAAUCUAAGUAAACAAGUGUCAAAGCUGUGAGCAAAGGCAGCAAAUAGCCCAACGACAACAGAAACAACAAGUUGAGAAGAUACAAAGCGCAUAUUAACAUACAUAAGUGAUUGUAGACGUCGACGGAGCAGAGAGGCCAGGCAAGAUGCGUCGCUCCUCGUUCACGCCCGUGUUCAACCUGAGCACCCAAGAGCCGCUGAUAGUCGUCGAGGAGUCGCACGCCGUCGAGGACGGCGAGGAGCUGGAGGGCGCUGCCGGCGGCUGCGAUCCCAGCGCCAGCAAGCGCAGCAACAGCGACGACUCGGAGCCGGACUCGCCGGUCAACCCGUACCUGCUGUGCCCCUUCCCCGACAUGCAGCAGCGGCGCAAGCACUCGCUGCCCUCGCUGCAAAUCACUGAGGGCAUCACCGCCAGCCAGGUGCGCCGGCUGUCCGAGGUGGGCGGCGAAACGGGCGGCCUCAGCCCCAAGGAAGUCGAGUUUUUGGCCACGCUCUCGCAGAAGACCAACCCGACCGCAGGCGGCCGCCGCCAUUCCGUGGUCACCAUAUCGGCUGUGCCGCCAACGCUUUUCGGACGCAAUCGGCGCGAGUCCAUUUCCGCCGUCUCCUUCAGCGGAAGUCGUCGUGGCAGCGGCAUCGGCGGCAUCGGUGGCCCGCCGCUGACCGAUCAUCGCGGCAGCAUACACAACUUGCAGCUGGACAUCAUGGACGGAAUCGUGCAGCAGCGCAAGACGCGCAGCGGCAGCGGAGUCUGGACGGCACCCGUGCUCCAGGAGGCGGACAGCAACGUGCCCGUUCAGACAUAAGCGGCGCAAGCGCUCGAAAUUCACUGCGAAACAAAUUCACGGGCAACUGGACAAUUGGCAUGAGCGCAGGCUGUUUAAUAAUUCGUUUUUAUCGACUCCUCCCACACACACACACACACACACACACACGCACACGAACACACAGAAGCCCAGCCCCCCUCCAAAAUAACAACACAUCCAGAGCUGCUCGCUCUCAUUCGGUCCAUUUGUAUCUGUCACCAAAGUGCAAAAAAUUCCAUUUUUGUUGUUGUUUUUUUUUUUGUUUUGCUGCGACAACGCAUAGGAAAAUCAACAAACAAACCGCAAUUGUCAAAAUGAAAAUGAAAAUGAAAAUGGCAGCCGCAUCACGUAAACGUUGAAAAUGAAACUGCGGCAGGAAGMGAGAAACAGAGGCAGAGAGAAAGAGAGAGGCAGA